This is a messenger RNA of Bradysia coprophila, 2021 nucleotides long. RefSeq names its product pentatricopeptide repeat-containing protein 1, mitochondrial-like. Gene Ontology annotation, biological process: tRNA 3'-end processing. The record is from RefSeq and is a predicted model, not a curated record. Gene Ontology annotation, molecular function: tRNA binding; protein binding. Gene Ontology annotation, cellular component: mitochondrial matrix. Lineage: Eukaryota; Metazoa; Arthropoda; Insecta; Diptera; Sciaridae.
UUGAAACACCGAUGUGUUUGAAAGUCACACUCGCUAAAAAUGUUACCGCGAUUGUUUUGUAAUAAUUUUCGUCGAUUGAAAUUAGGUGCAUUACCGAAUGGUUCGUUAAAAGUACCAAAUUCGCAUAACAGCACGUUAGUUCCUCCAAUUUUACUCCAGCAAAAUAUUGUAAACUUUUCGCUAUCCGGACCGGUGACAACGAAAAACACUAAACUCAAAACUCCAACAAAUAAAGCUCCAUCGAAAUCAGCAACAGACGGCGAUCGUGUUGAAUAUAAUAUACGCGAUGAAGAGAUGUACCUACAGUCUUUAAACGAUCCAGAUACAUUUCAAAGCCGUGACUAUGGCUACUUAAAGGAAUCGGUUGUUCCUGGAUAUACUGUCCAGAGCACGUUGAUCGAGAACCGUAAGAGGAACCCACUGACUGAGGAACAAUACGCUUACAGGAUCAAGAAACACUUAAACAACAAUCGUUUAAAGGAGGCAAUCGAUGUACUGGAAAUUCAGAUGAUCGAACAAGAUCAGGUGAAACCGAAGACUUACAUUUUCAAUUUAUUGAUCAGUGGAUGUGCACAUGCAGGCUCUUCCAGUAAAGCUUUCAAUUUGUAUACUAAAAUGCAACAGUAUGGCGUAAACGUGACCAACGCUACAUAUACAUCUCUGUUCAAUGCGUGUGCAAAUGGACCUUGGCCUCACGAUGGUCUCAACAAAGCCAGACGUCUGCGUGAAAUUUUGCUGGAGAAGAACUACGAACCGAACGCACCGAAUUACAAUGCAAUGAUAAAAGCAUUCGGACGAUGUGGAGAUGUGACGACGGCAUUUAAAUUGGUAGACGAAAUGGAGUCAAAGGAUUUAGACAUUCAAGUGGGCACCUAUAACUUCUUAUUGCAAGCCUGCAUCUCCGAUGUCAAUUACGGUUUUCGUCAUGCGUUAAUGGUGUGGAAUAAAAUUUAUCAGAGACGCUUACUGCCAGAUUUGCAUUCGUUCAAUUUGAUGUUCAGAUGCGUUCGUGAUUGCUCUAUCGGGGACAUUAAAACGAUGCAACAGGUCAAUUUACUCGGAAGUACAUUGGACAGCGACGAACAGUCAAAAAUCAACGACAAUCAGUUACUCAAUAACGAUUCCCAAUCAAGUGAAAUUAUCGAUGAAGCACCCGGCUUGGUUUCACAUUUCCCGCAGUUAGGUAGCUUAGCUGGGCCACACGAAGUAAAAACACCCGAAGAUCGGUUGCUGCUAUUAGGUGGGUUCAAAGGCAUUCUGAAUGAAAUGGAAAAACUUCAAGUCCGUCCGGAUGUGAAAACAUUUACCGCACUGCUGGAUGUCGUUCCAUCAACAGCCGAACAUGAAAUCAUUGAAUCAAUUCGCAAGCAUAACGUCAAGUGUGAUAUCGGCUUCUUCAAUUGUUUAAUCAAAAAGAGGAGCAUGAGACUCGAUUAUGAUGGGGCGAAAGGUGUUCUGAAUGUGAUGGAAACAGCUGGACUGAGACCGAACAUUGUAACAUAUGCCGCAAUGGCUAUGGGCUGUCGAAAUAUUGAUGAAUUGAGGGACUUCCUCACUGAAGUGCACAAGUCGAGAAUGAGCACGCCAAUUCUUGAAGUCUUGCUGAAACAGGGAUGUCGUCGUCGUGAUUUUCCAUACAUAAUCGAAAUUAUGAACUUUAUCAGCAAGGAAGAAUUAAAGCCGAACAAACAGUUUUUAGAUACACUACAUAGAUUCAUCGAUGACUGCUACAGUGUGUUGAACGCCUCCAAUGACAAUCCAACCGGAACGGCUGAAUUCGAAGCUGCUUUCGACAAUUUUAAAUUACAAUUCACGAAGUGGAAAGAUUCGCUGGGUUUGAACGUAUAACUGUAAUCUGGAGUGAAAGAGGAUCCGUGGGAGCAAUUUCAAAGUGUUGAAUGUUGAAGACGAAGGUGUAGAUGAUGUGAACGUCCAAAAGUAACACGAAAACGGAAACGGAGAAGAGGUAGAGACGGAACUUUGUUUUUAGAUUGAAUAAAUGCGGUUGCUGUUGCAUUGAA